AUGGGGGUGGUAGUCACCGUCUGGGGUGUCGUCGUGGAUGUGGCCAGCUUCUGGCAGAGGAAGCUACGGACCUGGUACACGCGCAAAAGCCCUGUUGAGCUAUGGCUGGAUCUGUUGAGAACAGCUGAAGUUUUUGAGGACUGGGAAGAAGCUGCGCUGCAUCUGGAUAAUCUGCUUGGUCUUGACUUAUGGAGGAAUAACCCAGCUUCUAAAUACUAUGACUGGAGACUCAUUGCAGAACGUCUUGACUCCCUUGCGACUGCACGGGAAGAUGCCAACUUUCAGCAACUCGUCAAUUUAUUGAGAUCCGGUCUUGUUCGGAACCUGGGCAACAUCACCUCACCCAAGCUCUACAACCGAUCCUUUGCCGGCACCAAGUAUCUUAUAGAAGAAUACAUCACCCAGAUCGCUGAAGCAGUGGAGGAUAUACGUGCUCUUCCUACAACGCCAUCCGCCAUGCAUGGCGCUGGGCCAUCGUUGACAACGCAGAUGAAGCUAGACUGUAUACAUGAUACACGGCAAGCUUUCGGGAGAAGCACCCUCGUCCUACAAGGCGGUGCCAUAUUUGGCAUGUGUCAUCUUGGCGUUGUGAAAGCUCUCUUCUUACGCGGUCUACUUCCUCGCAUCAUCACCGGCACAGCUACGGGCGCCUUGAUUGCGGCUUUGGUUGCGAUUCACACCGAAGAAGAGCUCCCAGCGGUCUUGAGUGGCGAUGGCAUCGACCUCUCGGCCUUUGCACCCAAAGUCGGGACUGAGAAUGGUGAGAUGUCAACAUUUCGAGCUUUCCAGUCACGGUGGGCCACUUUACUGCGGAGGAUUAAACGUUUCUCCAAAGAAGGUUACUUCCUUGAUGUGACUGUCUUGGAAGAGUGCGUGAGAGCCAAUGUUGGUGAUCUUACGUUCGAGGAAGCCUACAACCGUAGCAAAAGGGUACUGAACAUCACAGUUGCGACAGAGGGGCAGGGAGGUGUACCGACGCUGCUCAACUAUCUCACUGCGCCUAAUGUGUUGAUCUGGACAGCUGCUGUGGCGUCGAAUGCUUCAUCACCUUCACUUUACGGCCACCGCAAGACGACGAUGCUCUGUAAAGAUGCUCAUGGCAACAUUGUACCUUGGGCGCCGGCCAACACCAUCGACUUUCGACACUGGACACAUACCUCAUACUCUGAUCGGGACUCACCUCUAAGACGCAUUGCCGAACUCUUCAACGUUAACCAUUUCAUCGUCAGCCAAGCUCGACCAUACUUAAUACCUUUUAUCCAGUCUGACAUGCAUGGGCCAUCCCUGGUCGAGUCACGGAGCAAAACUACACAAGUCUCUGCUUUCUUGGUACGCAUGGUCGGGCUGGAGAUACGACACCGCCUCAGCCAACUGGACACGCUCAACCUCCUUCCAACGGGUAUCCGCCGCUUUUUAGUAGAUGAGCAAGUCCCGGCGGCUUCGAUGGUCCUUGUGCCGGAAGUGACAGCCGGAGACUUUGUACGACUGCUGGAAACGCCGACUAGAGAAACCCUCAACUACUGGGUUCUCAGGGGCGAACGAAGCGUGUGGCCUGCCGUAGCUGCCCUACGAAUUAGAUGUGCCGUGGAGAACGAGCUCGACAGGUCUUACCAAGUGGUGAGAAAGUUCAAGGCCCCCGGUCUGAGACGAAAGGGGAGCAUGGCAGCUAGUAUGGAGGCUGAGAGGAGAGAGCGUAAUGGUCAGUUUGGUACGGAUGUCAGUCCAAGUUGA
This is a messenger RNA of Fusarium coffeatum, 1731 nucleotides long. RefSeq lists its product as uncharacterized. Bases 1 to 1731 code for a protein of 576 amino acids. The transcript has 4 exons. The record is from RefSeq and is a predicted model, not a curated record. Gene Ontology annotation, molecular function: triacylglycerol lipase activity. Gene Ontology annotation, biological process: lipid metabolic process. Lineage: Eukaryota; Fungi; Ascomycota; Sordariomycetes; Hypocreales; Nectriaceae.